This is a messenger RNA of Colletotrichum karsti, 3420 nucleotides long. RefSeq names its product glycosyl hydrolase family 3 N terminal domain-containing protein. Lineage: Eukaryota; Fungi; Ascomycota; Sordariomycetes; Glomerellales; Glomerellaceae. Gene Ontology annotation, biological process: glucan catabolic process. Gene Ontology annotation, molecular function: beta-glucosidase activity; heme binding; monooxygenase activity. The transcript has 9 exons. The record is from RefSeq and is a predicted model, not a curated record. Bases 1 to 3420 code for a protein of 1139 amino acids.
AUGGACGACGAGCACCGGUCGUAUGCGCCGCUUCUACCUGGAAGAGAACUUCAGGAGAUGAACACAUACGUCUUGAACAAGAUUUCCACAACUAUCAACUCCAUCGGGAAGGAUUUUGAGACCAUAAAGAUGUACCAAUGGGUGAGAGAUUCUUUCACCAUGGCGACUGUCGGCUCCUUGUUUGGAGACAAGAACUCCCUGAUGGACGAUCCGAACUUAAGUCAAAAUCUCUGGGACUAUGACGCGGGCAUGGCCAACCUUCUGAUGCAACCAUUACCUUCGAUCACCGCGCCGAAAGCUUACAAUGGCCGCGCAAAAGUUCAAGCAGCGCUCAGAAAGUAUUUCCGCGAAGAUUUCAACCGCAUCCCCGAUGCUAGCGCCGUCAUCAAGCGGCGGGUUGCUGUCGACCGCAAAUGGGGCUUGCCAAUUGACGACGUCGCCGACCAUGAGUUCGGGAUGCUGUUUGUCAGUGUCACUAAUGCGAUCCCAACACUUUUCUGGAUGAUGUGUUGUGUCUUUCACGACCCGGAUUUAGUCACCUCGCUCCAGAGGGAGCUCGAAGCUAUCGUCAUCACUGAGAACCAGGACAACGCCACUGGAUCUGAGCACCUUCAAGCCAGCAAGUGCACAUUCCCGGUUGCAAAGCUCAAUUCGGAGUGCCCGCUCCUGGUUUCUACGUACAAAGAGGUCAUGCGCCUGACGAACCGCUCCACCGGUACGCGAAGGGUUGUCGAGGAUACAGUGAUCACCUCGGAGGCACAAACCUAUCUCCUCAAGAAAGGAGCUAACAUUCAGAUCCCGGCUAUAAUUACCAACUUCCUCCCCGAAGCAUGGGGUGAAAACGCACACGAGUUUGACCCAAGGCGUUUUAUCACCGCAGAUAGGGAAACAGAGCGGGCCCAGAAUCGCGCCUUCAACCCCUUCGGUGGUGGUAAACACCUCUGUCCCGGUCGCUUCUUCGCCGAUUCCGAUGCCGAGGUCUUAGGUGCACGAGCCGCCUUAGUACUAGGAUUUGAGAUUGAGACACCUAAGGGUGGCCGCGUGGAUGUGCCGUGUAUCAACAACAAUCUUGCCGAGGCGGUCGGGAAGCCACUCAUGAGUGUGCAGGAGACGGAUUUUGAGAUCUAUGUCGGCAUAAUGUGGUCGUCAACGAGUCUGACUGCUGUCACGCAGCUACUUGCGUUGUCAACAGGCGCCGCAGCUCUCGCGCAGUCUCCUGAAGUUUACCCGUCGCCAUCCGGGAAAGGGACAGGAAUCUGGAAAGAUGCGUACGCCAACGCGCGCAAAUUCGUGGAUCAGUUGACCGUGGAAGAGAAAAUCAACAUCACACGUGGCUAUGCCAGCGACAAUGUUUGUGCUGGCAACACUGGAUCAAUCCCGCGUCUGGGGUGGCCUGGGAUGUGUUUACACGACGCGGGCAAUGGUGUGAGAGCGACUGAUCUGGUCAAUUCGUAUCCUUCUGCGCUGCAUAUUGGGGCAGCUUGGGACAAAAACCUGACAUACCAUCGUGGGUACUGGAUGGGCAAAGAAUUCAAGGCUAAAGGAGUGAACGUUUUGCUCGGGCCGAACGCGGGACCUCUUGGCAGGAUACCACUGGGAGGUCGAAACUGGGAGGGCUUUUCGGUCGACCCGUACUUGUCAGGACAGCUGAACGCCGAGACCAUCGUCGGUCAUCAAGAUGCCGGGGUAAUUGCCAAUCUCAAGCACUUCAUCGGGAACGAGCAAGAGACCUACAGAAGACCAUACUUCGGCGUGGAAGCUGCCUCAUCCAACAUCGACGACAAAACCCUACAUGAAUUUUACCUUUGGCCUUUUGUCGAUGGUGUCAAGGCUGGCGCCGCUUCUAUCAUGUGCUCAUACAACAGAAUUAAUAACACCUACGGCUGCGAGAACAGCAAGCUUAUGAACGGCAUCCUGAAGGGCGAGCUGGAGUACGAAGGAUUCGUCCUGCUCGACUGGAACGCGCAACAUAAUCUCCAGAGCGCCAACUCUGGUCUCGACAUGGUCAUGCCGCUCGGAGGAAACUGGGGCCAGAACUUGACCGACGCUGUCGCAAAUGGGACCGUGAGCGAGUCUCGGGUGACGGAUAUGGCCACGAGAAUCCUUGCGGCCUGGUACCUCGUCGGUCAGGAUACUGACUUCCCGACCCCGGGAAUCGGUAUGAAGAAUCUUACCGAGCCUCACGAACAAGUAGACGCCCGCGACCCGGACUCGAGGCCGAACAUUCUCGAGGGAGCUAUCGCUGGUCAUGUUCUGGUGAAAAACGAGAAUAACGCUCUUCCCUUCUCGGAGAAGCUCAACAUGAUCUCGGUAUUUGGAUACGAUGCGACCGUGCCUGACACCAAGAACACAGACAAGCUUUUCGAGCUUGGGUAUUACUCAUCUCCUGAGAUGGCUCAGGCUGUGCUGGGUACUGAGAGACAUUUCGAUCAGGCUGCCAAGGGGGGAACCAUCGUGAGCGGAGGACGUGCUGCUGCCAACGGCCCAUCCUACAUCCUAGACCCUUUGAGUUCUAUCCAGCACCGAGCAGCCAGAGACGGCAGCUGGGUCAACUGGGACCUCACAUCUCCCAACCCCGGUGUCAAUGCCGCCAGCGAUGUUUGCCUUGUCUUCAUCAACGCCAUGGCGACAGAGGGCUGGGACCGCGAUGGCCUUCACGACGACUUCAGCGACGGCCUCGUUCUGAACGUGGCUUCCAAGUGUGUGAACACUAUUGUCGUCAUCCACGCUGCCGGAAUCCGUCUGGUCGACCAGUGGAUCGAUCAUCCCAAUAUCACCGCCACGGUCAUUGCUCACCUCCCCGGCCAAGACAGCGGAGAGGCCCUAGUGCAACUGCUCUACGGCGAAGCCUCCUUCUCCGGAAAACUGCCCUACACCUUGGCCAAGAACGAGAGCGACUACUCAGCCUACAAGCCCUGCGGACGUGGAGAGACCAACACGACAAGCCCGCAAUGCGACUUCACCGAAGGCGUAUACAUCGACUAUCGCGACUUCGACGCCAAGAACAUCACGCCGAGAUAUGAGUUUGGCUUCGGUCUAAGCUACACCACUUUCGAGUACUCGUCAAUCUCUGUGAAGACUCAAAAGGCUGAAGCGGGUGCUGCAGCAAACCCCGAUGCACUCUGGUCCACUGUGGCGACCGUCCACGCGUCGCUUAACAACACGGGGUCCCGCGCGGGUCAGGAGGUUGUCCAGCUCUACGUCGCUAUUCCGAACAGCCCGCCAAAGCAGCUUCGUGGUUUCGAGAAGAUGCCUCUAGAGAGUGGACAAGGUGCGGAUGUGCAAUUUGAGUUGACAAGACGUGAUCUGAGCGUCUGGGAUGUCGUCAUUCAGAAGUGGACGCUGCAGGAGGGCGAGUAUUCUGUUUUCGUUGGAGCGAGUAGCCGAGACUUGCCGCUUUCCGAAGUCUUUACCAUUUAG